Molecule: messenger RNA, 3168 nt
Organism: Salarias fasciatus (jewelled blenny)
Lineage: Eukaryota; Metazoa; Chordata; Actinopteri; Blenniiformes; Blenniidae
Gene: rnpepl1
Product: arginyl aminopeptidase like 1
Exons: 11
Coding region: 321-2396 (691 amino acids)
Biological process (GO): proteolysis
Molecular function (GO): zinc ion binding; metalloaminopeptidase activity
Source: RefSeq, a predicted model, not a curated record
UCCGAAGCGGAGCCCCGUCGGUUCUCGGCUCCUGCGCCGGUGUUUUCUGCUCCCGGAGCCGCUCGGGGGCUCCUCUCAGCGGGGGGGGGGGGCGCGGGGCCGGUGGCCGUGAGUCGGAGCGGGAGCGGGAGCGGGAGCGGCGGAAUGAGCCGUGGGCAGGAGCCGGCGUCUGCCCUCUGCAGUCCGGAUGGAUCCCUCCGAAAGGCUAAAGCUAAUAACACCCCGCUCCUGUGGCCGACUGCGCUGACCAGGUCUGGUUCUGGUUCUGGUCUUCAUGCUGUCCGGAUCUGAGCCGGUGUUGGUCCCCGGUUCGUCUAGCCAUGGCGGAGCUCCGGCAGACGCCGACCUCCCUCUGCUGCUGCCGUAAAUCCUCCCCGACUUCUGGGACCCGGGUCCUGGCUGGUCCGGGUCCCGGAUCCCCACAGCGCCCCCUGGUGGAUGUGGCGUCGGCGUCGAACUUCCGGAGCUUCCAGCUGCGUCACUUCCACUUGGACUUGCGGCUGAACUUCGCGGUGAAAGAGAUGAGUGGCUGGCUGGUCCUGGACCUGGUUCCGGUCCAGCUGGGUGUCUGCUCCCUGGUGCUGGACUCCCACCCGUCCCUCCUGAUCCACUCCAUCGAUUACAAGGUCCCCGGGACCGGUCAGGACGAACCCGUCUCCCUCACGUACCGGGUCGACCCAUUCACAGACUUUGGCUCGUCGCUCAACAUCAGCCUGCCGGCGGGCGCCGUCAAGCUGGGCCGGCUGAUCCAGAUCACCAUCCGCUACACCACCACCGACGGGCCUGCGAUCUGGUGGUUGGACUCUGAGCUGACCUGCGGCCGGACUCGUCCUCUGGUCUUCACUCAGGGACACUCGGUCUGUAACCGCUCCUUCUUCCCCUGUUUCGACACGCCGUCGGUGAAGAGCACCUACACCGCGACGGUCCGGGUCCCAGACGGGGUCACGGUCCUGAUGAGUGCCUCUCAGAGCUCCUUCUCGAAAGCGGAUCGAGUGUUCCAGUUCUGCAUGGAGUUCCCGGUCCCGUCCUACCUGGUGGCGCUGGUGGCCGGAGAGCUGCAGCACGUGGACGUCGGCCCGAGUCGGGUGUGGGCGGAGCCUUGCCUGCUGUCCUGUGCGGUGAAGAAGCUCGGCGGCAGCGUGGAGCGCUGGCUGGCCGUGGCCGAGAGCCUGUUCGGCCCGUACCUGUGGGGCAGGUGCGACAUCGUCUUCCUGCCGCCGUCUUUCCCCAUCGUGGCCAUGGAGAACCCGUGCCUCACCUUCAUCAUCGCCUCCAUCUUGGAGAGCAGCGACUUCCUCCUCAUAGACGUCAUCCACGAGAUCGCGCACGCCUGGUUCGGCAACGCCGUGACCAACGCCACCUGGGAGGAGAUGUGGCUGAGCGAGGGGCUGGCCACCUACGCCCAGCGGCGCAUCACCACCGAGGCCUACGGCGAGGCGUUCACCUGCCUGGAGACGGUGGUACGGCUGGACGCCCUCCACCGACAGCUGCGUCUCCUCGGGGACAACAACCCUGUCAGCAAGCUGCAAGUCAAGUUUGACCACGGUGUGAAUCCCAGCUCUUUGAUGAACCUGUUUACCUACGAGAAAGGUUUCUGCUUCGUUUCAUAUCUGUCUGAACUGAGUGGGGACGUCCAACGCUUCGACGCCUUCCUCAGGGACUACAUCUUGCAGUUCCAGUUUCGCAGCGUUGUGGCUCAGGACCUCCUCGACUUGUUUCUCCACAGUUUCCCAGAGCUGAGCCCGGACUGUCAGAGAGAAGGCGUGGAGUUCGAGCGCUGGCUGAGCGGCUGCGGUCCUCCCCCGUACGAACCGAACCUGUCAGCCGGGACGGCUCUGAUUGGUCCGGUCCAGGAUCUGUGUGACCUCUGGACGACCUCUGAACCCCCAGACCCUGCACGACUGGACACCUUCGACCUUUCGUCCUGGAGCACGUUCCAGAUCGUUCUGUUCCUGGACCGGCUGCUGGACGCCUCGCCGCUGACGCCAAGCGUCAUGGCGGCGCUCUCCUCACAGUACGCGGCGCUCUUCGCCCGGCUGAACGCGGAGGUGGAGGUGCGCUGGCUGCAGGUGGCCCUGAGGAGCUCCUUUCACCCCGAGGAGCCGCGGGUUCGAUCCUUCCUGCAAAAGCACACGUCCCGGAUGUACACCGUGCCGCUGUACGAAGACCUGGCCGCCGGCACGAUGAAGGGCGUCGCCGUGGAGAUCUUCUACCAGACGCAGCACCGCCUGCACCCCAACCUUCGCCGUACGCUGCAGCAGAUCCUGUUCCCGGGCGGCACGGCGCCGGCUCUCCCCGUCGUCCCGCCCUCCCCCCCAUGCUCCGCCCCUCCACAGCAGCCGCCCGCUGCCACGAGUCCUGCCAGCGCCCUGCGGAACGUCAACGUGUCGGCCUGAUUCCACCAGCAACCCUCACCUCAGAGGCUGGUCAAAGUACGGCCGGCGGCCGCAAAGGAGGCCGUCUGAGAGCAGGACGCGCUCCGACGCCGCUGCCGACGCCUCGGCGCCGGGCAGGAGGCCUUCAGGAGCAUAGGAAAACUGAGCGUCAUCUGAAGGAGCCUGGAGAGAGACUGUGUGUGUGUGUGUGUGUGUGUGUGUGUGUGUGUGUGUGUGUGUGUGUGUGUGUGUGUGUGUGUGUGUGUGUGUGUGUGUGUGUGUGUGUGUGUGUGUGUGUGUGUGUGUGUGUGUGUCACGUUUUAAAGAGUUGUUGACACUGGUUGUUUUGACGAUGCCAGAAUAGGAGGUAGGCAGACACAGAUUAGGAUUGGGAUUAGAGGCGACAGAAGAGCAUAAAGAGUCAAGGUUCUUCCACAUUGGGAGACGCUCCUGUGUGUGUGUGUGUGUGUGUGUGUGUGUGUGUGUGUGUGUGUGUGUGUGUGUGUGUGUGUGUGUGUGUGUGUGUGUGUGUGUGUGUGUGUGUGUGUGUGUGUGUGUGUGUGUGCGCGCUGCUCCGCCUUCAUGUGGGAGCUUUUUUUAUCUGUCUGGAGAACUUUGAAGAACCACAUGGAAAACAUUUCUCGGGUGUGAGCUCCUGACGCUCGUUCACACUGUUCCCAGCCUGGACUUCAACUCUUCAGGGUGAAGAAAAACCUCAGUGCUUUAUUUUUCUGAUUUAUUUGAUGAAUAAAUAAAGUUUUAAAAAAAAGAAGUUUGUUCUUUUCUAAGAAAG